Molecule: messenger RNA, 1965 nt
Organism: Candida tropicalis MYA-3404
Lineage: Eukaryota; Fungi; Ascomycota; Pichiomycetes; Serinales; Debaryomycetaceae
Gene: AVT4
Product: Avt4p
Exons: 1
Coding region: 1-1965 (654 amino acids)
Biological process (GO): amino acid transmembrane transport
Molecular function (GO): amino acid transmembrane transporter activity
Source: RefSeq, a predicted model, not a curated record
AUGUCAAAACCACAGAAUAUUAAGAACAUCUCAGAAAGAAGACGAUCUAUAGCAUUAUUAACAAGACCAACAAGUUUAUCUCAAUCUCCAUUUGCAUUAACUAAUAAUUCUCCAAGAGGUUCAGUUUCGAAUUCUUAUAUUUCAAAUUCACAAUUUUUACGUGGUGGGGGUCUUGAUAAUAUAAAUAAUAAUUAUUAUGACGAUUCAAUAAAUGGUGAAUGUUCCAUAAAUGAUCAAGAAUCAUCUGAAAUUAAUACAAAUUUAAAUGAAAAUGAAAAUAUUGAUUUAUCUAAUGGUAUUGAUAAUCCAGAAUUAAUCAAGAAAAUUGCAAAACAUUUGCCAACAGAUUUUGAUUCAUUAAAUCAGGAAGGUGCAGAUAUAACAAGAGAUUUAUACAAGAUCAAAGAAGAUGCGCAAAGAAGACCAAACUUGAAAAAAUCAAAAAGUUGUGAUUCUUUAGGCUCCAAUUCUGUCAGAUCAAGAGCUUCUUCAUUCAAUGUUCCGGGAGGAUUUCGUCGUGAAUUCUUAUUGAGUCAGCAAAAUAACCCAAAUAUUGAAUCAUUACGUACAACUACUCCGAAUUUCUUGACUAAAAAUUUUAUUGAGUUUUUAAGCAUCUAUGGACAUUUCGCAGGUGAACAAUUAGAAGAUGAUGAGAAUAUCACAAACCACUAUAAAUAUUUAUUACCUUCAGAAGAUGUUGGGGAACAAGAACCAUUGAUUGCGAGGGAUAAUUUCAACCCUAGAGGUACAGCAACAGAUAGGAAAGCAUAUUUUUUAUUAUUAAAAGCAUUUGUUGGAACUGGGGUGCUUUUCCUUCCCAGAGCAUUUGCUAAUGGUGGAUUAAUAUUUUCUAUUGGUGUAUUGGCAUUUUUUGCAUUGCUUUCAUGGUGGUGUUAUUCUAUUCUUGUAUAUACCAAAAUGGCAACUAGAGUAUCAAGUUUUGCUGAAAUUGGUAUGAAAUUAUACGGUCCAUGGUUGCAAAGACUUAUCUUAUCUUCGAUUGUUAUUUCACAAAUUGGAUUUGCAGCGGCUUACAUUGUUUUCACCCUGGAGAAUCUUCGUGCUUUCCUUGUGAAUGUAACUAAUUUUGAAAGUUCAGAUUUAAAUAUCUUGUGGUUUAUUAUACUACAAGUUUUAAUAAUUAUUCCAUUGUCUUUAAUUCGUGAUAUUACUAAAUUAUCCUUACUGGCUUUAUUGGCAAAUAUUUUCAUAUUCACAGGAAUCAUCACUAUCUUAUAUUUCAUGUUCUAUCAAUGGUUAGAUAUUGAUCAAGGACAUUUUGGGGAUAAUAUUGAAUAUUAUUUUAAUGAAUCUGGAUUUGCUUUAUUUAUUGGUACUGCUAUAUUUGCAUUUGAAGGUAUUGGAUUGAUUAUUCCAAUUCAAGAAUCAAUGAUUCAUCCAAAUAAUUUCACUAAAGUUUUAGGUCAAGUCGUAUUCACCAUUGGAGUAAUUAUGAUUACUGUUGGAAGUUUAGGAUAUUUAACUUUUGGUGAAAAUGUUAAAACUGUUAUAUUAUUAAACCUUCCUCAAGAUUCAAUUAUGGUUAUUAUGACUCAAUUAUUAUACUCAUUAGCUAUUUUAUUAUCCACACCAUUACAGUUAUUCCCAGCUAUUAGAUUACUUGAAUCGAAAUUAAUAUUUGGUAGUGGUAAGAGCUCACCAGGGAUUAAAUGGUUAAAGAAUUUAUUUAGAGCAGUAUUUGUUUUAUUUAUUGCUUAUGUUGCAUUUAUUGGUGGUCAAAAUUUAGACAAAUUUGUUUCAUUUGUUGGAUGUUUUGCAUGCAUUCCAUUGGUUUAUAUGUAUCCACCAAUAUUACAUCUUAAAAGUUGUUGUAAGAUUCAUGAUGGUUUACUGGAGAAAGAAAAAUCAACAAGAUAUUGGUUAGCAGUCUUGGAUUAUAUCUUGUUGAUUAUCGGUGGUGUUGCAUUUGUUUAUACAACUGCUCAAAUCAUCAUUAAUUAG